AAGUGGCCGAAAGACAAAUCUUUCAACUUUAUUUAAACCUUAAACUUAAACUCAUGUAGUCAGAUUUAAACUCAGGUUCAGUUAUUCAGUGAAAAUACAUAGACACUGGAAUAAAUUGCAUGUUGGAUCAACUGAUGGAGGACAAGGAGCACAGAAAUGUCUGCUGUAACUGCGUCACUCUGCUCCACGCUGAUGUUUGUCCUGUUCGUCUCUGCAGACCAGAAAAACAUCACAGCUGAGUCUGGACAGGACGUCACUCUGACAUGUCGAGCUUCAAACAACAAGAUCAAAGUUGUAAAGUGGAGCAGAGCUGACCUGGAAGAUGAAAAUGUGUUUUUGUACAUGGAUCAGCACUUUUUUACAGACAACCAGCAUCCAUCUUUUAAGAACCGGGUGGAUCUGCAGGACAGACAGAUGAAGGAUGGAGACGUGUCUUUGAUUCUGAAGAAUGUGACGAUUAAUGACACUGGAACAUAUGUGUGUGCUGUCCUCACGGAAAGAACCGGCUCAUUGAAGCGCAUCAGCAUCGUCUACUUGAGUGUAACUGAUCCUCCAGACCAGAAAAUCAUCACAGCUGAGUCUGGACAGGACGUCACUCUGACAUGUCGAGCUCCAAACAACAAGAUCAUAGUUGUAAAGUGGAGCAGAGCUGACCUGGGAGAUGAAUAUGUGUUUUUGUACCGGGAUGGACACGUUGUUCCACAAGUCCAGCAUCCAUCGUUUAAGAACCGGGUGGAUCUGCAGGACAGACAGAUGAAGGAUGGAGACGUGUCUUUGAUUCUGAAGGAUGUGAUGAUGAAUGAUGCUGAAACAUACGAGUGUUGUGUCUUCAUGGAACAAACAUGGCGAUGGCAGUCCAUCAGCAUCAUCCAUCUGAUUGUCGUUCCUCCAGACCCAAAGAUCAUCACAGCUGAGUCUGGACAGGACGUCACUCUGACAUGUCGAGCUCCAAAAAACAACGUCAUAGUUGUAAAGUGGAGCAGAGCUGACCUGGGAGACAAAUAUGUGCUUUUGUACCGGGAUGGACAGUUUGAUCCAGCCAACCAGCAUCCAUCUUUUAAGAACCGGGUGGAUCUGCAGGACAGACAGAUGAAGGAUGGAGACGUGUCUUUGAUUCUGAAGGAUGUGACGAUUAAUGACGCUGGAACAUACGUGUGUCGUGUCCUCACGGAAAGAACCGGCUCAUUGAAGCUCAUCAGUAUCGUCUACUUGAGUGUAACUGAUCCUCCAGGUAUACUAAGAGGAUAUCCUGUAUGGAUGAUUGGUCUGGGACUCGUUCUUGUUGUUGUUGUUGUUGUUGUUGUUGUUCUGAUCUACAAAAAAAUACAACAACAGAGAAUAAAACGUCGAAAGCAGGCUGGAAGGUCUGCAGGGUUUUCAAAGCUGAACUCUGAGUAUCCACCUGCUGUUCCAAGAAGUCAGAGCUGCCCAACACGGAGGAAAAAAGAUGAUCAAGGACAGAAAGAAACUGAUGAUGCUGAUCUUCAUCUUCAGUUUCCAUAGCUGAACUGUGAGUCAGACAAUCUGAGGACAUAAAUGAACUGUCCUGAACAUCCAGCAGACGACUCUGAUGAUCAUCAUGUUCAGACUCAGACCAACAGUGUGUGUCUGUGCUGUCUGUCAGUGACUCUGAACUACAGUUUAUUCAUCUUCAGGCUGUUCAUGAGAUUUACUGACACAAAGUCAAACUGUGUUACAAACACACAUGAAUUUCUGAGCUCUGAUCUCAGAGUCAGUGAGUGUUUUUGUGUUGGAGCUUCAGGUUUAGCAAAUUAAAUAGACUCUUUUAUGUUGGUAUGACUUUAUUUAUUACCUUCAUGUGACUUUUCCCUCCUUAAGUACAGUCCACUGGAAAACAGUUUGUAUAAAAAUUCUCUUUAGCUGACAUUUUUUUAGUUUGUAAAUCCAGCUCAUCAGAUUUAACAGAGAUUUAACAGUACUUUUAUAUGUAACUCUUAUAGACUCAGGUAUUUCUCACUCUCUGAUCCUGCACAGAGAAGUUUGACAAGCUCUUCAAUUUUUUUUUGACCUUUGAGCAAAAACACCCUGAACAACUUUGUUAGGCCGAAACCUGUUGACUUUUCCCAAACUGACCUAUAAUACACAUUAAAAUAUUUUCAUACUCAUGUGGAAAAUAUUUUAAUAUUUUAUACUGUUGUAAACAUGAUACAAAUUUUCUUACGUUGGUGCUGUUUUGGGACAAGUUUGACUAGUAUCUGUUCAGAUGGAUUUUCAAAUUCAACAGUUCGGUUCAAAUUAAGGAACAUUGUGAUUUGGGGGAAAGUUGACACUGAAAGUGUGCACAUCAUGUUUGUGUGGUUUUGUAAUGAGACAGCAGUGUCAGAAGUCAAAGGUCACCUUGAUUCCGCCAUGUCUGUGUUCACAGUACAUUCAUCCUGCUGCCCACAGAAACAAACUCCUGCAGUGAAUUAGAAAAAUAACACAUGGAGCACAUGAGGAACAGAGGUCAUACAUGUCCUGACUCUACAGCUGCUGAAGUGGAUUCUGGGUCUCUGACUUCCUCCCACAGUCCAAAGACAUUAAGAGGUGUCUCUUAUUUAGCCGUGUAUACUGUGUGUGAAUGUGCUGUAUGAAUGUGUCGUUCAUACAGAACGUUAUGCUCAGUGACACUAACAUAUAAACAUGAGUACAUUACAUCAGCACAUGAAGCACAACAGUGUGGCAUGAAUCAUUCCAGCAGUGAGGACAGUGUUUAAUCAGCAGUGUGAUGAACUGAUGCUCUGUUCUCUGGUCUGACCAAAGCUUUAACUCCAAACAUCUCUCCACUGUUAGAGCUUCUGCACCGACUGUUUUAGGUUCAAAUCAUGGUUCUUAUUUUUAUGGCCUCACGGUGUGAAGCCUCCACCUACAUCACUGAACUGCUCCACCCUGCUCCACUUCUCACUCUGUGGCCUUCUUUAAACAGCCUCUUGGUGUUUGUGGUGUUUUGCUUGGUUCAUGUGUGUCCACUGUGCAUUUAUCAACACUGUUUGUUAUAUCUCUGUAAAUAAGGGUUUGUUUAAAGACAAAGACAAUAAUAAUGAGUGAAUUUCUUAUAUGAAUGAAUGAAAAAUGAGGAGUAUGUAAGUUUUAAUAAAGAGUUACAUGUAAACCUGUUAAAUGAUGUUUUAUGUGUCUGUCCCUGCAAUAAAAGACAGACCUCUAUUUCUGAAGUGCCUUUGA
Molecule: messenger RNA, 3183 nt
Organism: Oreochromis aureus
Lineage: Eukaryota; Metazoa; Chordata; Actinopteri; Cichliformes; Cichlidae
Product: neural cell adhesion molecule 2-like
Exons: 5
Coding region: 157-1503 (448 amino acids)
Source: RefSeq, a predicted model, not a curated record